GGCACAAACGUGCCCCGUUAGAACAUACUCCUUACAUAAUUGAACCGCUCUACUAUCUCUGACCUUACGUUACUCUUCCCUUGUCCCGCUUCCGCCUAGAAACCCUAGUCUUACCGUACGAUGGCCGCCAGAUUUGGCCUUGCCGGCGGCAUUCCGGAGCGCAGGGUCCGCCCGAUUUGGGACGCCAUCGACUCCCGUCAGUUCAAGGCUUCGCUGAAGCUCGCCAACGGGCUCCUUGCCAAGUACCCCACUUCUCCCUACGCCCUAGCACUUAAAGCGCUUAUUUUGGAGAGGAUGGGAAAGCCUGAGGAAGCCCUAGGCAUUUGCUUAGAAGCAAAGGAGCUAUUACAUUCAAAUAAUUCUGUUCAUGUUGAUGACUUGACUCUCAGCACUUUGCAAAUUGUUUUCCAGAGGCUUGAUCAUUUGGAACUUGCUACCUUAUGCUAUGAGCAUGCUUGCGCCAAAUAUCCUAACAAUCUUGAGAUAAUGAUUGGCCUUUUCAACUGCUAUGUUCGUGAAUGCUCUUAUGUGAAACAACAACAGUUGGCAAUGAAGAUGUAUAAACUUGUUGGCGAAGAGAGGUUUUUGCUCUGGGCAGUUUGUAGUAUUCAGUUACAGGUGGAUUGUGGGUCGUCCACCUUUACAUAUAUGGCGUAUCUCUUGAUUGGUGGAUUGCCGGUAGUUUACCUAUUUAAGAAAUUAUGUUAAUUUUUGUGUAAAGACUACAAUUUGUGUAACAUUGGAAAAUGGAAAAGGGAAACAAGGUGAAUUGAUGAAAUUGAUUAAAAGAGAAUGAAAGAAGAAUAAUGAGAAAAGUGUAUCGAUGCAAUAAUGCCAAAGAAAAUGAAAACAAAAAACUAUAAACUUUGUUGUUCCCUUGUUUGAUUUUGGAUUUCAUGUAUUUAAUUUCUUACUCCGCUUUACACUAUGUGUUCACUCUUCUUUUUUUUUCCCUUUACCUCCAGAUUUACAAAUUGAGGUGAUCCUCAAGGUUUGAAUAAUUUUAUGGGAUAAUGUGGCUUAGAGAUACUCAACGAUAGUAUUAGAGAUGGGGUUUCUAUUAGGGCCCAUUUGUUUUAUUUUAUUUUUCUACUACAAGGUUGUUAUUUUUAUGCAUUUUGGUACUUUGGUGUAUUCUUUUCAUUUGUUAGCAUGAGUCCAUUUUGUCCAUCACGACGAGCCCAGUAGAGUAAUUAUUGUGAGUCGGACAUUAUGUUAAUAUUUUUCGAUAAUGUUAAAUAGAUUGUUAAGUAUUCAUAUUUGUUAUCGCUUGGUGCAUCCUUAAGGGUAUUGCUUGUAGAUAUUGUUGCGACCUGAAGACUUCCAUCUUUAUAUAAGGGAUAGUCUCCUUGAUCACGACAAUAUUUAUUACUGCACCAUAACCACAAGUAAUACCUCUAAAAGUGCAAAAGGCUAUAAUAAACAAAAAUACUUAAUAUUUUUUAACAUUAUAAAAAAAUGUUAACACAAUACCUGACUCAAAAUAAUGACUCUGUUAGACUCAUGACGACUGAUAAAAUGGACUCAUGCUGAUAAAUGGAAACUACCAAAAUACAUAAAAGUAAGAAUUCCUGUAAUAACAAAUAAAACAAAACAAAUGAAUCCUAAUAGAAAUUGUCUCCAAUACUAUUGCUAAGCAUCUCUAAGUUUAUCCUAUAAAAUUGCCCAAACUUUGAAGUUCAGCUCAGGUCUGCGAAUCUGUAGGUCAAAGGAAAAGAGGGAGUGAGCAUAUAGUGCAAAGUGUAGUAAGAAGAAAAGUGCACGAACCAAAAUCAUAA
This is a messenger RNA of Zingiber officinale, 1778 nucleotides long. RefSeq names its product N-terminal acetyltransferase B complex auxiliary subunit NAA25-like. The record is from RefSeq and is a predicted model, not a curated record. Gene Ontology annotation, cellular component: cytoplasm; NatB complex. Gene Ontology annotation, biological process: N-terminal peptidyl-methionine acetylation. NCBI's taxonomy places the organism in Eukaryota, Viridiplantae, Streptophyta, Magnoliopsida, Zingiberales, Zingiberaceae. The transcript is spliced from 5 exons. Gene Ontology annotation, molecular function: protein binding; protein-N-terminal amino-acid acetyltransferase activity. The coding region runs from base 121 to 708 and encodes 195 amino acids.